Messenger RNA from Oryza brachyantha (malo sina), 2433 nucleotides. RefSeq names its product protein DENND6B. The record is from RefSeq and is a predicted model, not a curated record. The transcript is spliced from 3 exons. Gene Ontology annotation, molecular function: guanyl-nucleotide exchange factor activity. Bases 46 to 1965 code for a protein of 639 amino acids. Lineage: Eukaryota; Viridiplantae; Streptophyta; Magnoliopsida; Poales; Poaceae. Gene Ontology annotation, cellular component: recycling endosome.
GGGGCCCCACCCGAUCCGGACGCGCCUCCCCCGGGAGCCGCGGAGAUGAACCGGAUCCCGUCCGUCUCGCUGCGGCGGGACGGGGCCGCCGCUGGCGCCGGGGAGGAGGAGCAGGAGCCCGACCCCGCGGCGCUGGCGCGGUGGGCGCGGGCGUUCUGCGUCAUCCGCUUUGACCUGGAGCGCGGGCAGCUGGUGGAGGCGUGCUACCCGCCGGACGCGCUGGCCUCCGCCGCGGGCCUCGACCGGCUCGUGGCGUUCUCGUCCUUCCCGGACUCCAUGUCCCACCACCUCCCCCGCCACCGCUCCUCCGUCCACGACUCGCUCUUCUCCUUCCGCAUCCCGGACCCCUCCCCCUCCGCCUCCGUCCCCGGCUCUCGCCGCGGCUUCCUCUACGGGUUCGUCUUCAACCGCCAGCGCCAGGAUGAGCGCCUCCCCCGUGGCGGCGAGCAGAAGUCCGUCGUCAUACUCUCCCAUGCGCCCUACUCGUCCCUCUUCCGUCUGCUGCUGCAGAUCCUCGGCCCACUCUGCUUCGACGUCGGCCCCUCCGCGCUGUCCAUGGUGGCGUCGCACGUCGCCGCCUGGCCCGCGCCGGUGCCGGGGCGCCCCAUGGAGCUUCCAAUCGGCAGCGCGGCUCUGCGGGUACACCUCCCGCCCGCGGCCGACGACCCCGGCCCGCCGCCUGCGCUGCUGCCGGCGAACCCGUCAAUACCGUACGGCCUCUUCCACGACGCCGACCUGUUUGCGGCGUUCCGUGGAUUGCUUCUCCACCUAUGGACGCUCUGGGAGCUCAUGGUGGUUGGCGAGCCUGUGCUGGUGGUUGCACCGUCUCCACCUCAGUGCUCGGAGGCUGUGGCUGGGCUUGUUAGCCUUGUUGCUCCACUCUUGUAUAGCGUGGAUUUCCGGCCGUACUUUACUAUCCAUGAUCCAGAUUUCGCUCGCCUGAAUGCGCUUGCUGAAGGCGAAGUUUUUCCUCCAAUGGUGCUUGGUGUGACCAACUUGUUUUUCUUGAAGAGCCUUAAGAGCAUUCCCAAUGUUGUGUCUGUGGGGAGCCCAAACCCAAAUUCUACUAGGGUGCUCCCAGUCGGCGGCCAGUCACCGGGAUCAGGGAAUGGGAUCAACGGGACGCCUGGGAAGCUCAAGCUUGACAAACUCGCAAUCAAUAAGUUUUCUCCGACUGGCCUAUUGAAUUCCAUCAAAUUGAGAAGGGAAGGUCCUCUUUCCCUAAUGACAGAGCACAAGGAGGCACUAUGGAGCACAUAUGUGCCCACCACAAAGCCUGAUACUUCUGUUCUAAAUAGGCUUAUUGAUGCGGGUGUAUCUCCAAGGAUUGAGGAAUCCAUGUCAGUAGUGAACAAUGAGAUAUUGCGGCGACAUUUCCUGGAGCUAACGACCAACUUUCUUGCACCUUUUGGGCCAUAUCUGAGAACCACCACACCGUCAGAAGGAAGCUCUCCUUUUGUUGAUCCACCAUUAUUGCCUCCAUUUCAUGCAGAUGAGUUUGUCAAUGGUCUGGCUGCUAGAGGUGCAGGGAAGUUUUUGUCCAAAAGGAUGAAAUCUAAUUGGUUGGAGCUAUAUAGGAGAUUCUUGGAAGGUCCCAAUUUCAUGCCUUGGUUCCGACAAAGGCGUGCUGCUGCAGAGCAAGAACAGCAGAGGCUAUGGAGGCAGGCUCGCAUGAAUGUUGACAUUGAAAAGCUAAUGUCAAAGUUGUCUGAAUUGGAGAGAAUUGAUUCUUUUAAUGCUAUUGAGCGGUAUCUUCUACGUGAAAUGGAGAAUUCUAGAACAGGUGCAACUGAAUCAGAAACAGUGUCUCAGAAAUUGAAGGGAGACCUCCGAGCAGCAUUCAGUGUCCUCCCAAAGGACAUGCAGCAACUCCUGCUCUCGAACCCUAAAAGAGCUGUGCUUCUCCAAGGUAGCAACAAAGAGAUCCCAGAGUUAGAUGGCAUUAUCUCCCAGACCAGUUUGUAGCACUUUGUUUUCCCUGUAAAAAUACUUUUGUGAUUCUUUAUCCCACACAUAGUCCAAAAUCCACUCAUUUUUUUAUACUUGCUAUUGGGUUGGCAAAAUAUUUCCAAGAUAAGAUCUCUAUCCCCAUGAAUCACAUAUCUACAUAUUUUGAUUUCUUGGUCAGGGAGUUAAUAUACGCAAGACAAGCUAAACAACCAUACAAACCCUUAUUUUCAUCUCAUAAUAUAUAAUUGCAUAGCAUACUUAGCAAGCGAAUGUCAAUGGUUAUUCCCUUUCCUGAUCUAGCACCCAAAUAUCAGGAGUCAAUCCAUAAUGCCCAAUCUCUGUGAUCCAGUUCUUAAGGAAUAUAGUGAUUUGUUGUUAUUUAUGUUUUCGACCAAAAUUUUGUGCCUGAACAGGCCUGUGGCAGCUCAUCCAUCCUGAUCUAAGGAUAUGUCAAUACAUUUCACUUGAAAGUUAAUCUAUCCU